Molecule: messenger RNA, 2137 nt
Organism: Aegilops tauschii subsp. strangulata
Lineage: Eukaryota; Viridiplantae; Streptophyta; Magnoliopsida; Poales; Poaceae
Biological process (GO): transmembrane transport; ERAD pathway
Cellular component (GO): membrane
Molecular function (GO): protein binding
Source: RefSeq, a predicted model, not a curated record
UCCGCCUCCACGCGUACCGCACGGGCACGAAACGUCGGAUCCACAGCCAUGGCCUCCUCCGCCCCCCAGAUGGCGGCGGCCGCGCCGGAGAAUAGACCUCCCCGCUCGCUCUUCGACCUCCCCUCGGACUUCUUCGACUCGUAUGUACUCUUCCGGUCCCACCCCGCCUUGGCCCCUUCCCCAGCGGAGCCGUCCGAACCCUCCAGGCCGGCGCCGGCGCCGUUGCAGCAGCAGCAACCGCCGGAGGCCGGGGGGUUCCGGUGGACGUGUAAAACCUGCGCCGGCGAAUUCGAUUCACUGCAGGAGCAGCGCGAGCACUUCAAGUCCGAUCUCCACCGCCUCAACGUUAAGCUGAGUGUUGCUGGUAAAUCUAUUAUCAAGGAAGAAGACUUGGAAAAAAUUGAUUCUGAUUCUCUAUUUGACGAUUUGGAGGUAUCUAGUGUAUCUGGUUCUGAGGACGAAAGGGAAGAUGUGCCUGCAUCGGAUCACCGGCUCUCAGUUAAAGGCAAGGAAGACUUCAGGAAGAAACUUUUUUUUCAUGGUCAUUCUGGUGACACAGUUUCUUUUUGGAGAUGCGUACUGUUCAAAGAACAUGAAGAACCAUUUUUUGACUGCAAAUCUGGAAAAAUGGAAAAUCACGGGUCUACAUUGUAUGUGCAUGAAGAUGAGAUGAUAAAUAGAGUGAAGCAGUUGGCAUGUGAACCUCGCAAUGCAUCGCAUUUGAGGAUCAUUAUAUUAACAAGUGGUGGACAUUUUGCUGGAUGUGUUUUUGAUGGAAACAAAAUGUUAGCAAAUAAAACUUUUCACAGGUAUGUUGUAAGGGCAAAGGCUGGAAAGAGGCAGUCUGGAAAAGAUGCUACUGGAAAGGUUGCACACUCAGCGGGCUCCUCUCUUCGCCGCUAUAACGAAGCAGCAUUGAAAAAGGAAGUUCAAGAAUUAAUAGUUUCUUGGAAGCCAUACUUUGACGCCUGUGUUUGUGUCUAUAUAUACGCUCCAUCAAAGAACCGCCAGAUGCUCUUUGAUGGGGAUAAGGCUCAAUCGGUAUUGCAAGCAUGUGAUAUUCGUCCACUCCCUUUGACUGUUCAUCGGCCCACCUUGAAAGAAGCGAAACGCGUAUACAAUAACCUAACACAGCUCUAUUAUGAGACGGAAUGCUCUAUUAUGGGUGAAGUAUUACCCCUUGUGGAAAAUGUGACAAAGUUUGUGCAAAGUACAGAAGCAAGGGAAGAAAUAAGUGUGGCCCCUGAGGAACCUAUUUUGGACUCAUCGAGUUCGCAUGAAGCAAUGGCCAUACCAUCUAAUAAUGCAACAACACCUCUCCAUGAAGCUGCAAAGGCUGGCAAUGUUGAACAAACUAUGGAAUUGCUCGAGCAGGGUUUGGAUCCUUGUAUCAAAGAUGAAAGAGGAAAGACACCUUACCUGCUGGCUUCAGACAAAGAAGUCAGAAAUACGUUCAGAAGAUUCAUGGCGCUCAACCUUGACAAAUGGGAUUGGCAUGCUGCUGAGGUGCCUAGUGCAUUAACAAAGGAAAUGGAAGAAUCACAAGCUGCAAAACAGGCAGAGAAGGAUGCCAAGAAGAAAGCCAGAGCAAAGGAACUGAAGAAACAAAAGAAGGCUAGAGAGAAGGAAAAGGAAAAGGAAAAGGAAAAAGAGAAGGCGCUAGCAGCGCAAUCACAACCUGUUGCUAAAGGCAUUUCAGUUGGCCAAAUGGGCAAACCAACUGCUUCUGUGUCAGGCCUGAAACAUAAGAAUCCCCAGGCUGUUGCUCUUUCUAUGCAGGAGGAACGAGACCGAAAACUCGCUGACGAAAGAGAGAAAAGAGCAGCGGCAGCGGAAAGAAGGCUCACGGCGCUAGCAGUUCAAUCAGGGCCCUCGACCGCGGCGGGCAGCUCCACGCAGACAACAACAGCGGCAAACGACGCUGCAUGUUCAUGCUGUUUCUCAUCCCUGGCAGGCAAGGUACCAUUCCAUAGGUACAGCUACAAGUACUGCAGCACUACAUGUAUGCAUCUCCAUUCAGAAAUGCUGGAAGAUGACUGAGCUUUUUGUUGUCGUGGAGAAACAUACCGAGAUUUUGUGGUACCUUCAAUUUUAAUGAACUAGUCCGGAGCUGGCCCAUCUGCCAGUUUUUGCUUUA